Messenger RNA from Amoebophrya sp. A25, 168 nucleotides. NCBI's taxonomy places the organism in Eukaryota, Dinophyceae, Syndiniales, Amoebophryaceae. The record is from the annotation of a GenBank genome assembly.
GUGCGUGUCGAGCCGAAGACGUUUUUCGCUAAUGAACGCACAUUGAUCGAUUGGUGCACUGUAUCCACAAUUCUUGGUUCUGUUGCAGUGGGAUUAAUGAACCAUGUCAGUCAAAACUUUCAAGUUGCCGGAAAGAUCCUCAUGCUUCCAGUGCUUUCGUUCUUUUAA